Dreissena polymorpha is the source of this 1147-nucleotide messenger RNA. RefSeq lists its product as uncharacterized. NCBI's taxonomy places the organism in Eukaryota, Metazoa, Mollusca, Bivalvia, Myida, Dreissenidae. Bases 1 to 1005 code for a protein of 334 amino acids. The record is from RefSeq and is a predicted model, not a curated record. The transcript has 9 exons.
AUGGUUCAUGCGUUCAGUAUCCGCGUGAAAGCAGGAGUGACGUUGGCUGCAGCUGUCAGUCCGUACGUCAUGAACGUUGACUGCACAGAUGCCGUAACCGCCGUCAGUUCAACGUUUACCCAGCCAGUCCUUGAUAAGGCGUCUAUCGACUUCAAGGACCCGCCUGUUUCCCUUACGUUAACAAUCAAGUGCACUGACAGGAACGUUCUUAAUGACAUCACGGGGACGUUUAACGUCAACAUUGUCGACUCACCGCCGGUUUUCACCGCACUGCCUGCGACCGGAACUAACAUUUUCGACGGUCUUAAGCACGCCACCGAGACCCUUCACACGUUCAGCGUCACCGAUAGCGACGACGCCGUUAACUGCUCUGCAAGAGUGCCGGAAAACGCCCUUUUUGAAGUGAUUGCCGGUGUCGCAUCAAGGUUUACAAUUAACGUAAAGGCGGGGGUAACGCUAAGAGCAGCGAACGGACCUUACGUCAUCAACGUCGACUGCUCAGAUGGCGACAAUGACGUCACUGCGACGUUCACACAACCAGUGAUUGAUACGCCGCCGAGUUUUGUAUCCGGGAUCCCCGGAAGUUCCCCUAACGUCUCUGACUCCACUGUCACACAGAUGUUACUCGGGAAGUUUACAACUACCGACCCGGAUACGGCGUGUUCUGUGACGUCACCAUCCACCACCGUGUAUGAGAUCAGAAAUGUGACGUCACCGGUGAAUGUUUCUCAACCAGAAUUUGAAGUCAAAAUCUCUAGCACCGUGACUGAAGCUGCCAUCGACUUCAACGACCAGGCCGUGCCGUUGACGUUAACGAUACGGUGUACUGACGGCAACCCCGUCAACGUCAUCACCGGGACUUUCAACGUCAAUAUCGUUGAUGAGGACCCAGUUCUUACGUCGUUUCCUAUGACGUCAUAUCAGUUCCUAGAAGACACUUCCGUUUCCGCUCUGGAGCUAAACUCAUUCAGCCUUAAAGAUUCUGAUGACGUCAUAUCUGCUUGAUGUCAUCUGUCAAAUCUGAAAAUCAACGUCAAAGCGUUUCAGAUUUGGUACAAGGGACGCCCGCGAGCGCCCUUGAACUAUGACGUCACGCCCGUUCAUAACAUCGGGAUUAUUUGCGACGACGGUAAAGUCUUUAGCGCGA